This is a messenger RNA of Penicillium bovifimosum, 840 nucleotides long. RefSeq names its product GAF domain-containing protein. The transcript has 4 exons. The record is from RefSeq and is a predicted model, not a curated record. Gene Ontology annotation, cellular component: cytosol. The coding region runs from base 1 to 840 and encodes 279 amino acids. Gene Ontology annotation, molecular function: protein binding; L-methionine (R)-S-oxide reductase activity. NCBI's taxonomy places the organism in Eukaryota, Fungi, Ascomycota, Eurotiomycetes, Eurotiales, Aspergillaceae.
AUGCAUUGUUGGGUGGAGUCGCGGGGAUGCGUGGCUUCUAUUGUGAACGCCGAAGCGGAGAUCGUUUCCUUCCCGAAGGAGCGGAAUAAGGCUGUCCCAUGGCUCGACAGGUACACCUGCUUAUACGAGAAGUCUACCAAGAGUUCUCGAACAAAAAUCGAACACGCCAAGAACGGGCCAAGAACAAGCAAACCAAACUCCUACUUCACACCCGGCGCAACAAAAGCCGAAGUCUACGAACAACUCCUCCUCUCAACAGAAGGUCUCCUCUCCGGCCAACGCAACUGGGUCAGCGCACGCUCCACCAAAAAAAACACCGCCGAUCCUAACACAAAUCUUCCAGUAACCUAUCCAACGUCGCCUCCCUCCUCUGGCACGCCUACGCGACCCUACCCUCCCCCCUCUUCCUCCGUAAACUGGGCGGGCUUCUACAUCCGCGAUGACAAAUUCCCCGUCCUCGCCUCGCCCGUCUCUUCCCCGCCGCUGCCCGGAGCGCCAGGCGCUGGCGGCGUAAUCAUCUCGACGACGUACGCGUCUUCGGAGAAUCAGUUGCUGCUUCUGGGGCCAUUCCAGGGGAAACCGGCUUGUCAGGAGAUUCGGUUUGGGAAGGGGGUUUGUGGGACUGCGGCGGCGAAGGGGGAGACAGUGCUGGUGGAUGAUGUAGAGAAGUUUCCCGGUCAUAUUGCUUGUGAUGCGGAGAGUAAGAGUGAGAUUGUUGUGCCGAUUUUGACUGUUGCCAUUAUUGACGUCGAUUGCGCUGAGACUAGUGGGUUUGAUGAGGAGGAUAAGAAGUACCUUGAGAAGUUGGCUGGACUUUUGGCGGAGAGUUGUGAUUGGUGA